AUGGAGAUGAACGAUACGGAAAGAAGCCUCAAUGGCACGGAUUUCAAUCGAACAUUCAUACCGAUUUUCACUGUUGAUACAGAUUACAUCAAACAAUGGAAAUUGAAAAAGCAGCGGGAAAGAUUUUGCCGAUAUGUUUACAACCAAGUCUUGACAGCAGAAUGUACUCAACUGAAUGGAAAUUGGACUGGACUUGAUAACCCUUCCUGGAAUAGAGCAGAUUACCCAGAUUUAUUUCAGGAGUGGUACCCAGUAAAUAGCACCAACUACACGGCAUAUGAAAACUCAACCAUCCUAGCGGACGAAGAAGUCUUACCGCCUUUUGAGCUCUGGCAAACAAUCCUGAUUGCCAUUUGUCUAGCGAUCUGUAUAGUACUGACCAUUGGAGGCAACAUUCUCGUUCUUCUGGCAUUCAUUGUCGACAGGACCAUCAGGCAGCCGAGCAACUACUUUAUCGCCUCUUUAGCUGCUACUGACAUGCUCAUAGGCACCGUUUCCAUGCCAUUUUACACCGUAUACGUUCUCAUGGGAUCAUGGGACCUGGGGCCAUUGCUGUGUGACUUAUGGCUUUCCGUGGAUUACACAGUAUGCUUGGUUUCUCAGUAUACAGUUCUACUUAUAACGAUAGAUCGAUUUUGUUCGGUAAAAAUAGCUGCUCAGUAUCGAAGUUGGCGCACGAAGAAUCGAGUUAUUUGGAUGGUGACCAUUACCUGGAUCAUCCCUGCCUUGCUCUUUUUUAUCAGUAUAUUUGGGUGGGAGCACUUUAUUGGCUACAGGGAUCUGGCACCAAACGAGUGUGUGGUUCAGUUCCUAAAAGAUCCUGUUUUUAAUACUGCACUUAUAAUUGGAUAUUACUGGACAACCCUGAUUGUCCUUUUUAUUCUUUAUGGUGGGAUUUACAAAACUGCCUACGAUAUGCAGAAAAAAAGCGAAGCGAAGCAAAGAAAAAUGCAGUCUAUGGUGGCACUCAGUGCUGGUGCCAUGUCUGGUAUGGCUGGUCGAGCGGCAGGAAUAGGGAUAUCCAAGACUCAAAGUACUCUUCUUAGUCAGGACAAACCAAAAAGUACUGGAGGAGGUACCACCUAUUCUCAAAACUCAACAAACGAUGGAAAUGCAGAAGAUGAUAAGUCAAAGAAACAAGUCGGUUCUGAUGAAUCAUCGUGCAAACAGACGGGUGCAAUGGCUACGGAAACAGAAAAGUCUGAAAGAUCCAGUAGUCCUGCUUUUGAUUCAGAUGAAGAAAGUACAGUCGGACCCACUCAUCAACCCAGCUUCAGAAAGAGAUCAUCCUUAGCUGGACUUGUUGCUCAUUCUGGUGCUCUCCAAGUAUUUACCACCAAUGGUAGGCUCAAUGGGAUUCUCCCUAUUAAAGUUGAAAUGAAUGUUCCGAUUAAAAAGGUAUCGCCAACUAGUCCUAUGCAGGAGGCUGUCCAGAAAGCACAAACACUUCCCAAGAUCCAAGAGCUCAGUCUUCUGGACACCGAUAAUCCCGUCGAACCUGACAAGUCUAGCAGUCGUACAUUAACUCCGGAGCAAUCUUUAAGAUCAAAUGAUCUUCCCGUCUCACCCCAUUCUGUGGAGGAGACACCUACAGCUCAAACCAAGCAUGGAACAAACUCCUCUAACAUUAUUCCUCCACCAUCGCAGUUCCGAGGUAGUCCAAACAUUUCGGAAACCACAUCAUCAUCAUCUUCCUUAACGGACAGACAAAAAUCUUUAACAGUUUCUAUACAUGGUCAGGUGACAUACGACAUCCUAACAGGUUUGGAUGGAGCGGAUUUGCGUUACAUGGACGAAAGUUCAGUGAUUGUACCUAGUCCUUCUUACGAAAGUCCUCCUUCCUCAUUUUCAUGCAGUCUUGCCAAUCCCUUAUCCACAGCUCCAUCAUCGCCGAUUCUCAACAAUGCAGCUGGAACAUCAGUUGCGAAUAACAGUCUUCUUCAGGCAGCUUUAAUCAGAGCGACAGCUCAACAAGCAGGUGGUGCACAAUCGGCGACAAUGACUCAAUGUAACUUAACAUCAAAUGCUGCUUGUCAAACCAUUCCACCUCGGGUUUUUGUCACUCAUCAGGUAAACGCUGCUUCCCAGACAUCACCUGUUGUCAGUAAAGUUCAGACGGAAGUGACUGUGAAGGCAGAAGAUUCAAAACCACAACCUGUAACAACAGUCAUUUGUGCCACGCCAGUGGAAUCUUCCAAUAGUACAACCGACAGAUUUUCAGACCAGCUGACCAAGCCAAACAUCCCUCUACAAAAUUCAUCUUCGAGUAGUAUGGUGCCAACGAUUUCCGGAACCACAAGUGGACAAGAGGGAAAAAGGAAAUCAAAGAAAUCUAAGGAUAAUGACGACGGCGAAGAGAGUUCCAAGAAGGAUUUUGUCAAAAGUAUUGGAAAAAGGAUAAAAACAAAGACGCAGAAGAGAGAUCCUGCAAUGGGACGGCAGAAAUCGAGGACAGAAAAUAGGGCGCGGAAGGCCUUCAGAACUAUAUCCUUUAUCCUUGGAGCAUUCGUCGCCUGUUGGACACCUUAUCACGUAUUGGCGUUGGUCGAAGGAUUUUGCUCCGUACCUCCAUGUACUAACAAGCACGUCUUUAUGUUUGCCUAUUUCCUCUGUUACGCAAACAGUCCCAUGAAUCCAUUCUGCUACGCUUUAGCUAAUCAACAGUUCAAAAAAACAUUUACCAGAAUUUUAAAAGGAGACUUGCACAUGACGUAAGGUUGUACCUCAAUCAAGAAACAAAAUAGAUGAAUCUUUGUGAAAACAAAAACUGCUUCUUACCGUAAUUUAAAAAGACGAACCAAUCACUUCGCCACGUAGAAGCUGUGUAUAUAUAGAAAUAUUAUCGCGAAGAAAAAUAAUGUAAUAGAAUAUUUUUAAGUGCGGAUAGAAUUU
This is a messenger RNA of Belonocnema kinseyi, 2892 nucleotides long. It is a transcript of the gene mAChR-B, whose product is annotated as muscarinic acetylcholine receptor gar-2. Gene Ontology annotation, biological process: chemical synaptic transmission; G protein-coupled receptor signaling pathway, coupled to cyclic nucleotide second messenger; adenylate cyclase-inhibiting G protein-coupled acetylcholine receptor signaling pathway. Gene Ontology annotation, molecular function: G protein-coupled serotonin receptor activity; G protein-coupled acetylcholine receptor activity. NCBI's taxonomy places the organism in Eukaryota, Metazoa, Arthropoda, Insecta, Hymenoptera, Cynipidae. The coding region runs from base 1 to 2715 and encodes 904 amino acids. The transcript is spliced from 4 exons. The record is from RefSeq and is a predicted model, not a curated record. Gene Ontology annotation, cellular component: dendrite; synapse; membrane.